Molecule: messenger RNA, 3128 nt
Organism: Acinonyx jubatus (cheetah)
Lineage: Eukaryota; Metazoa; Chordata; Mammalia; Carnivora; Felidae
Product: sulfate anion transporter 1-like
Exons: 2
Coding region: 236-1930 (564 amino acids)
Biological process (GO): transmembrane transport
Cellular component (GO): membrane
Molecular function (GO): sulfate transmembrane transporter activity; chloride transmembrane transporter activity; oxalate transmembrane transporter activity
Source: RefSeq, a predicted model, not a curated record
GCAGAGCCUGGGCGCAGGUCCGGACCGCCCGCUCAGCCACUCAGAGCAGGCCCCUCACUCGCUCGCCACCCCCAGAAGGGCCAAGGCCAGGGCGGUGCGGGGUCAAGGCCUCAGGGGGCAGCGGGUUUAGCCAGCAAGGGCGGGGUGGGCAUAGGCGCAGGUGGGCACCGGGUGGCGGCCCGGACGGGGCACCCGAGGGUCUGAGGGUGCCCGGGAACAGGGACCCCGUCCAGGGAUGGCUGGCCGGGUACGGCCUGGCCUGUCCGCCCUGAUUUCACACCCUCCCAAGGGCUGCAGGUCUCUGGGGAGAGGGGACAGUGCCACCUGCAGGACAGGAGAAGGGAGCGGCUUUCCAGCGCCUGGAGCCCGCACGUGUGAGAGAAGCAGAAGCGAGCGUGUCCUCAUGGGCAUCCUCCGGCUGGGCUUCGUGUCCACCUACCUCUCACAGCCCCUGCUCGACGGCUUUGCCAUGGGGGCCUCGGUGACCAUCCUGACCUCCCAGCUGAAGCACCUGCUGGGCGUGAGGGUCCCACGGCACCAAGGGCCGGGCAUGGUGGUCAGCACGUGGCUGAGCCUGCUGCGCGGCGCCGGCCAGGCCAACCUGUGCGACGUGCUCACCAGCGCCACGUGCCUGGCCGUGCUGCUGGCCGCUAAGGAGCUGUCAGACCGCUGCCGCCACCGCCUGAAGGUGCCGCUGCCCACGGAGCUGCUGGUCAUCGUGGCGGCCACGCUGGCGUCCCACUUCGGACGGCUCCACGAGCGCUUUGGCUCCAGCGUGGCCGGCGACAUCCCCACCGGGUUCGUGGCCCCCCGGCUGCCCGACCCCGGGCUGAUGCGGCGCGUGGUGCUGGACGCCGUGCCCCUGGCGCUGGUGAGCUCCGCCUUCUCCGUGUCCCUGGCGGAGAUGUUCGCCCGGAGCCACGGCUACUCCGUGCGAGCCAACCAGGAGCUGCUGGCCGUGGGCUGCUGUAACGUGCUGCCUGCCUUCUUCCACUGCUUCGCCACCAGCGCCGCCCUGUCCAAGAGCCUGGUGAAGACGGCCACCGGCUGCCACACGCAGCUGUCCAGCGUGGUCAGCGCCGCCGUGGUGCUGCUGGUGCUGCUGGUGCUGGCGCCGCUGUUCCGGGACCUGCAGCGGAGCGUGCUGGCCUGCGUCAUCAUCGUCAGCCUGCGCGGGGCCCUGCGCAAAGCUUGGGACGUCCCGCAGCUGUGGCGGCUCAGCCCGGCCGAUGCGCUGGUCUGGGUGGCCACCGCGGCCACCUGUGUGCUGGUCAGCGUCGAGGCGGGGCUGCUGGCGGGCGUCCUCCUGUCCCUGCUCAGCCUGGCUGGCCGCACGCAACGCCCACGGGCCACCCUGCUCGCUCAGAUUGGGGACUCGGGCUUCUACGAGGACGCCGCGGAGUUUGAGGGCCUGGUCCCUGAGCCGGGCGUGCACGUGUUCCGCUUCGCGGGGCCGCUCUACUAUGCCAACAAGGACUUCUUCCUGCGCUCGCUCUACAGACUCACGGGGCUGGAUGCGGGGACGGCGGCCACCACGAGGAAGGAGCGGGGCCCGGAGGCCAGGGUCGGCGAGGGAGACCCCGUCGAGGGCACGGACCCGGGCCCAGCCAGCAGCACGGCCGCACGGCUGGUGCCCCCGGCGGCCGGCUUCCACGCGGUGGUCAUCGACUGCGCUCCGCUGCUGUUCCUGGACGCGGCCGGCGUGGCCGCGCUGCAGAACCUGCGCCGAGAUUACAGGGCCCUGGGCAUCACGCUGCUCCUGGCCUGCUGCAGUCCCCCCGUGAGGGACACCCUGAGGAGAGGCGGGUUCCUCGGGGACGACACGGAGGACGCCGCCGAGGAGGGGCAGCUGUUCCACAGCGUGCACAGCGCCGUGCAGGUGGCCCGAGCCCGCCACGGGGAGCAGGCGGCCGCCGACUCCACCCUCUAGUGCGGCCGGUGCCCGACGCCAGCCUGACCGCCCUUCCGGGAGCCCUGGGCAGACAGCCUCACGCCAUCGGUCACUGACAUCAAUGAGCACAGUCGCCACUGCCCCCCCCCCACCCCCCCGCCGCCCCCGCCCCGAGACCGAUGCUGUGCCCUGGAAGAACCAGGGAACACACAAAGGACUCGGACACUUGAACAUCCAGGAACUACGCCUUUGAAACAAGCCACCACAGCCACCCCGGGCCCUGGUGCUGUGUGUACGCGGUGCUGCAGGGUCAGUCUGACGCUGGCUGUCACCGUCCCGUUUGAACAAGGGCCCGAGGCAAUCACGAGGCCUCCCUUGGCCCGCCGGGCCCCAGUCCCACUGGCCACAGCGGGAGGGUCUGUGUCUCUGGGAGCCCUUCAAACACACACCCAAGUGCUCCUUACAUCUCAUGCCUCGGCCAGGCUGAGCUUUGCAAGGCCAAAGGUGGGGUGAUCGACCCAAGUUCCGCUCAGCCCUUGGGCGGCGCUCCUGCAAAGCCUGACCUGAGGACACGGGGCACCAGGUGCGUGGGCGCAUGCUCUCCGGGGCUGGCUCCAGCCACAAAGCUGGCACAGUGGGACACCCACCUGACCCCGAGCCUCCAAGUCCUGUCCGGUGGGAAGCCAGCUGUGCCCAAACUCGGGGCUGCCCCGGCAUCCCCCACGGCCCCGUGCGGCCUCCUCCACGGAGGACAUUUUGCCAGGAGGUGUCAGGGCACCCCCUCCGCUCUGCCCCCCCAUCACAGCCCACACUGCACCACACUGUCCUCCCGGACGCUGCCUCCUCUCGGCCUUGGUCUUCGUCUCCAGUAAGGGGGCUCUGCCCAGCUGCCCCCAUCACUCACCUGGCCGUGAUGAGCUCCAGCAGCCAGUGGGUCCGGACCUGCUCGAUGCCGCCGUGGGGGACAGCGCCCACGUAGGCCAUGUUGAGCUGCUGGUCCCAGCUGAGGUCAUACUGGUCAGCCUGGCUGUGAGGCAGUGGGGGACUGGGGACAGAACAAGGGGGAAUGGGCCAUUAGUCCCCAGGGGCGGGGCACCAGAACAGCCCCUGCAGCUACAAAUCCAGGGCCCCAGAUUGCCCCGGGACACCAGUCCCCAGCAGCUGGACCCUGGAGUGCCCGCCGAUGAAUUUUACUGUCCCUGUUGUAAUAAAAUGGCCCCUAACGCCAGGAAUGCCA